Paramecium pentaurelia is the source of this 363-nucleotide messenger RNA. The record is from the annotation of a GenBank genome assembly. NCBI's taxonomy places the organism in Eukaryota, Ciliophora, Oligohymenophorea, Peniculida, Parameciidae.
AUGAAAAUAUCAUUUGCAAAUAAAGCUAACAUUGUGUUAAACAAGAUCAUAUGCCUAUUUCUUACUGAUAGGAUUUCUAAUUAUUAAAACAUUUCUUUUCCAAUUUUUGAUCCUGUUUAUUUUGAAUACUGCAAGGACACUUACUAAUUAGUGUUGUUGCAAUUUCCAAUAAUCAUAUUAAAAAUAGUAUAGAGAGACUUAAACAUGGAGAAAAAUCAAUAAAAUAUAAAAUCAGAAAGAAUUUAAUUACUAUAAUCAGAAUAAUCUGUUUCAACAUUAUUACUCUUUUUAAAUAUUAUACUUACUUCAUUUAAAAUUCAUUAGCAAGAGGGCCUUUUAUUAAUAUCUAGAGUAUAAUUUUGA